GCUGGUGACGGUUGCCCAACCGCCUGCAGGAUGAGGUGAAGCUGUUGGGCUGCCCCGAGACGGAGCCAUGCACCACCGAGCCGUUCAUCCCGAGGCACCGGCAGGUCACUGUUCCAUGUAAGAAAAAUUACAGACUACGAAUAUGGGAAAGAAACGCAUCAAAGGCAAAACUGCACAGUCUGAUGAGUCUCCAGAUACGCUGGAACCUGUGUGCAAGCAUAUUCGUAAAGGAUUAGAACAAGGUCAUCUGAAAAAGGCGCUGCUGAAUGUGGAAUGGCAUGUUUGUCAGGACUGCAAGGCAGAUAAUAAGAUACAAGAGAAGUCUGAGGAGGAGACCAAUGAAAGCCCUUCAAUAUGGUUAUGUCUAAAAUGUGGCCACAGGGUAUCUCUUGUUUUGUUGUUAAUUUGUCUUAAUAUCUUUCAGUGCCUCAUAAUAUAGUGGAACAAGAGAGCUUCUAAUUCAACUCUUGUAUAAUUUUUUUUUUUUUAAUUAUUUUAAAGGUGGUGCUGCAUAAAUGAUUUUAUGUACUGUAGUGUCAUUCAAGAAUGUCUGCUCUGAAUUGGAAAUGAAUUACUUAGAAGCUUGGCACAAAGGCAUUUAGCAGGCUUAAGGCUAAAACACCAUCUUGAGGACUUGUUUUCUUAGAAAGUCCAAAUUAUUUUGCUAAUAAAAUAAAAAUUUCUGUUAAUGUUCCUAAUUUGUGAUUCUUACAAUAAGAUCUUAUGCUCACAUUAGUUUAGUAAACUUAGAACUCUGCAUGCUGAAGAGGUUUUUGUUCUGUACCAUUCUUCAAGCUGUUCAAAUUGGAAUUUGUAAAUUAAAUGUUCUGUCCCUGAGCAACUUCAUAGCUAUUCUGCACUCAUUUCUCUCUGCAGAAAUAAGUGUCUUAAAACAGAGACCUGUCUAUCCUAAAUAGUUUAACGUGAUUAAACAGUUUUCGUUUUAAUACUUUGUUUAUACUCUGACUUUAUCUAUGUUUCAUUGAUACAUGAUCACUGGAUUUUGUGACACCUGGUUAUCAACAUUAUAGGGCUGUGGCAGAAAUUCUCCAGAACAGCAUGCUUUAAAGCAUUAUGAAACGCCAAGAUCAGAUCCCCAUUGUUUGGUUCUCAGUUUGGACAACUGGAGUGUGUGACAGGUGCUACAUAUGUGAUAAUGAAGUUCCAUACAGUACUUCAAGCCGAUUGGGCCAGACUGUGGAUUAUAUUAGAAAACAAGCUUGCAUUGGCUCAUCACAUACAGUAGAAAAGCAACAAGAGAAAAAAGAAUUUGAAAAUAAAAAAGUAGAAAAAGACAGUAAAAAUGAGCAAGAAAAAGAAGUCUCGCUUAAAGAAGAGAAUUCUAAUUCAAGUACUAACUCAGAAGUGACUGUGAAGGGACUUAGUAACUUGGGGAAUACAUGCUUCUUUAAUGCAGUGAUGCAGAAUUUAUCACAAACUCCAGUCCUGAGGGAGCUGCUUAAGGAAGCUAAAAUGCCUGGCACAACAGUUAAAAUCGAGUCACCUGAGUUAUCCAUGGAACCUCAGCUGAUAAAACUAGAUCAGCCAGGUCCUUUGACGUUAGCCAUGUAUCAGUUCCUGACAGAAAUGCAAGAGACAAAAAGAGGGGUCAUCACUCCUAAGGAACUUUUUGCUCAGGUUUGUAAAAAAGCAAUACGAUUUAAAGGUUAUCAGCAGCAAGACAGUCAUGAAUUGCUUCGUUACUUACUUGAUGGAAUGAGAGCAGAAGAAGUGCAACAAAUAAGUGUUGGAAUACUGAAGGCACUGACUGACUCUAACAAACAAAAUGAAGAAGAAAUUAAAAAGAAAAUUAAAGAAUAUGAGAAGAAAAAGGGAAUACAAAGUUUUGUGGAUCGGAUUUUUGGUGGAGAAUUAACCAGUACGAUUAUGUGUGAGGAAUGCAGAACCGUAUCCUUGGUCCAUGAGUCUUUCCUUGAUUUGUCGCUUCCUGUACUAGAUGAUCAGAAAGUAAAAAAUACAAAUGAGAGAAACAUUAAGAAAAACAAAGAAAAGGAAUCUGAAGAUGAAGAGAACAAAAAUGAUGACUGUUACCUUAAGCAGAGAGAUGAGCCCCCUGGUACAAGUAAGCACCUUCAGAAAAAAGCAAAGAAACAGGCCAAAAAACAAGCCAAGAGCCAACGCCGUCAGCAAAAACUUCAAGGAAAGGUGCUUCACUUGACAGAUAUCUGUGGAACUGAACAGCCAGAAAAAGAUGUUGAAUACAACCAAGAAUCAGAGGCAGAAAUUGACUCUGAAACACCUGAUACGAAGCAAGAAGAGGAAUCAUCAAAUGGUUGCAAAGAUCACUGCUUAACUCAAAAAGACUUGAGUAUACAGGGAAAUAGUACAGAAGUUCAGAGCAUGCAUGAAAAUACAGGAAAGCCAGAACAAGAGUGUAUAGAAAAGGAGUCUCUCAUGGAUCUCCCUAUGGAAGGCUUAGAUUGUCCUGCAAAGUUAGUCAAUGGACUUGACAAUCUGUCUUUGAAAGAUGAAGAUUAUGAAAAUAAUGAGGAAGAGCUUGCUACUGACUUUUCAAAACUACAUUUGGGUGCCAGUGCUGAAUCUGAUAUGAGUACAUCAGAUGACCUUCAAACUGUUCCCAUCAAGACAUGUGAAGUAUUGACUGAAGAUCCAGAAACAGCAUUUCGUACUCUUGCAAACAGGGAAGAUCUGAACCCAGAAGAAGGUUCUAUCCAUCACUGUUUGUAUCAGUUUACCCGUAAUGAAAAACUUACUGAGACCAAUAAACUACUUUGUGAUGUAUGCACACAAAGACAUUAUGGACCAAAGAAGAACAUAAAAAGUGAAAAAUAUGUUUAUACUAAUGCCAAAAAGCAGAUGCUAAUCUCUCUUGCUCCUCCAGUUUUAACUCUUCACUUAAAAAGGUUUCAACAGGCUGGAUUUAAUCUCCGGAAGGUUAACAGGCAUAUCAAGUUUCCAGAAGUGAUAGACUUGGCUCCUUUCUGUACAGCUAAAUGUAAAAAUGUGGCUGAAGGGAAUACAAAAGUACUGUACUCUCUCUAUGGAGUUGUUGAACACAGUGGAACAAUGAGGUCUGGGCACUACACUGCAUAUGCUAAAAUGCGAAGUAUGAACAACCAUCUCUCUGAUCUUGUCCUUCGAGGACAGUCUCCUCAAGCUUUAGAAACUGAACCAGUAAAAGGGCAGUGGUUCCACAUUAGCGAUACCCACGUACAAGCUGUGCCUGCAGCGAAAGUGCUGAGCUCUCAAGCCUAUCUCCUGUUCUAUGAGCGACUCCUUUAACUCAUCCAAGAAACCUUCUCAUGUGGUGUGAGAGGUGGUCAUCUUCAGGUGGUCUGAAAAAAGGCAGAGACUUGCAAAUCAUGGUCUUAACAUGUUGUAGCUACUGUAUACAACUGCAGGAAUAUACUUUAUGCUUCUUAGACACACUGACAAGUGGUUAACUUAUACUUUUUCCAGUGUUUUCACUACUUUUAAAUAAAGGUCUUUU
Messenger RNA from Strigops habroptila (Kakapo), 3472 nucleotides. It is a transcript of the gene USP16, whose product is annotated as ubiquitin specific peptidase 16. The transcript is spliced from 17 exons. The coding region runs from base 1075 to 3264 and encodes 729 amino acids. Gene Ontology annotation, biological process: regulation of cell cycle; regulation of gene expression. Gene Ontology annotation, molecular function: cysteine-type deubiquitinase activity; zinc ion binding; cysteine-type endopeptidase activity. NCBI's taxonomy places the organism in Eukaryota, Metazoa, Chordata, Aves, Psittaciformes, Psittacidae. Gene Ontology annotation, cellular component: cytosol; nucleus. The record is from RefSeq and is a predicted model, not a curated record.